UCGAACUCAUGACCGCCUGCUUGCAAGGCAGGUGCUUAUGCUGCUGAGCUAUAUCCCCAGCCCCAAGAUCACUUUGUUUUUUAAUUGUAAAUAUUAACUCGCCUGGGCAGAGUAGCCUGUAGCUGCAAUCCCAGCACUCCGGGAAGCUGAGGCAAGAGGAUAGAAAGAUCAAGCCAAGCCUGAACUACUAUAUAGCAAGACCCUGUAUCAAAAAACUAAAACCAAACUUGAUGUGAUAGCCCAUGCCUGUAACCCCAGCAUUCAAGAGGCUAAGGCAGGAGGAUCUCUGUGAAGUCAAGGUCUAGAAACAGCUUGGCCCUGUUUAAAAAUACCAAAGAAAAUGUCUGGAAAGUGCUACAGUCAUAGCCACAGUUUUACCCUAAAAAAUACAGAUCACAACUGCGUGUGGUGGCCCACACCUGUAGUCCCAGCUACUUGGGGCUAAGGCAAGAGGAUGGGAGGCUCAAAUCCAGCCUGGGUAACUAGGUGAGACUUAAAAUGAAAAGAGCUGGCUGGUGGUGUGGCUCAGAGAGAAGGCCCUGGGUUCUGUCCCCAGAGCCUCACGAACCAAACAAGCACUCACAUUAAUUAUGCAAAUUAACUGGUCUGCUAUGCCCUUCCCGAACAUUUGUAGCUGUACUGUGCCUCAAUGGUACCCAUCCUUUCCUUCCUCCUCUCUCCUGGUCCUUCCUCCCCCCAAUCACAGUUGCUCUUCUACUUUCACAUUUGUUUGUCGUUUUGGUCUUUGUAACACAGGGAAUUGAACCCAGGGCCUUUGCAGUGAGCUAAAAGCAGCCUUUUCUAUUUUUUAUUUUGAGACAGAAUCUCCUUAAGUCACUAAGUUGCCCAGGCUGGACUUGAACUAUCCAUCCUCCUGCCUCAGCCUCCUCCUGGGUGAUGGGAUCCCAGACCCGGCCACAGGCAUGAGGAGCCCCGGGGCGCGAUGACAGCGCUGGCGCCGGGCUGGAGACCGACGUGCACCCUGCUGCUGCUGCUGCUGCUGCUGAGCCCCAGCCUGCUCGGGACCCCCAACUGCUCCUUCCCCUACAACCCCAUCUCCUCCAACUUCAGAGAUAAAUUCAACGAGCUGUCUGACUACCUGCUCCAAGACUACCCAGUCACGCUGGCCGCCAACCUGCAGGAGGAGCAGCUCUGCGGGAAGCUCUGGCACCUGGUCCUAGCCCAGCGCUGGAUGGAGCGGCUCAAGACAGUGGCCGGGCUGAAGAUGCAAAAGCUGCUGGAGAUGGUCAACACGGAGAUCCACUUUGUCACCGUAUGUGCCUUCCAGCCCCUCCCCAGCUGCCUUCGCUUCGUCCAGACCAACAUCUCCCACCUCCUGCAGGACACUGUGGCUCAGCUGGAGGCCAUGAAGCCCUGGAUCACCCAUCGGAAUUUCUCUCAGUGCCUGGAGCUGAGGUACAGACCCCUCCACUGCCCUGCCCCCAAGGAGCCCAGGGGCCCGGGAGGCGACAGAGCUGCCCACCCCAGCAUCCCAGUCCCUGCUCCUCCUGCUGCUGCUGCCACUGGCCGCCCUCCUGCUGCUGCCCACUGUCUGGUAUCUGCUCAGGCUGCGGUGCAGGCCAAGAGGAGGACCCGGUUCCAGCUAGAGGAGUCACCUGCCAGAGGACGCGCCGGGCACAGCGGAAGUUGGCCGCAGGCUGCUGCCUCCCUCGUCAGUGCUGCUACCCUGGCUCUCUUCCCAGGACGGAGGCGAUGCCAGGACACAGCCCUGGCCCCACUCACCCCUUGCUGUACAAAGCGCUUGUCCUCAGCAACCUGUAUAUAAAUCGUUCUUUUCUACCA
Molecule: messenger RNA, 1803 nt
Organism: Cavia porcellus (domestic guinea pig)
Lineage: Eukaryota; Metazoa; Chordata; Mammalia; Rodentia; Caviidae
Gene: Flt3lg
Product: fms related receptor tyrosine kinase 3 ligand
Exons: 8
Coding region: 944-1786 (280 amino acids)
Biological process (GO): positive regulation of cell population proliferation
Cellular component (GO): cell surface; membrane
Molecular function (GO): receptor tyrosine kinase binding; cytokine activity
Source: RefSeq, a predicted model, not a curated record